CCGCCGCCGCCGCGGACUCGGGCCCUUCUCGCCGGAGUCCCCCAACUUUCGCUUUUUCUUUUCCCCCGUCCGCUGCAUCGGAUCACCGGCGUGCCCCACCAUGUCAGACGCAGCCGUGGACACCAGCUCCGAAAUCACCACCAAGGACCUGAAGGAGAAGAAGGAAGUGGUGGAGGAGGCGGAGAACGGGAGAGACGCCCCCGCGAACGGCAACGCUAACGAGGAAAAUGGGGAGCAGGAGGCCGACAACGAGGUAGAUGAAGAGGAGGAGGAGGGCGGAGAGGAAGAGGAGGAGGAGGAGGAAGGCGACGGUGAGGAAGAGGAUGGAGACGAGGAUGAGGAGGCCGAGGCCGCUGCGGUGAAGCGGGCAGCUGAGGACGACGAGGACGACGACGUGGACACCAAGAAGCAGAAGACCGACGAGGAUGACUAAACAGCAAAAAAGGGAGAAAAAAGUCCAGCUUAAAAAAAAAUCAAGGCCACCGUGACCUGUCCACCCUCCACUUCCCGUCUCAGAAUCUAAACGUGGUCACCUUCGAGUAGAGAGUCCCCCGCGCCGGGCAGCGCCACCAAGCCCCCCGCUCACCCCACCCAAACACACCGCGAAUUCGCCACCGGGGAGGAAAAAACCAAAACUUGCAAAGGCCCUGCUUUUUUUCUUAAAAGUACUUUAAAAAGGAAAAUUUGUUUGUAUUUUUUAUUUACAUUUUAUAUUUUUGUACAUAUUGUUAGGGGUCAGCCAUUUUUACUGAUCACGGAUGACCAAGCCAGCCUUUUUCGGAGCCCUCCGUCCUGCUCCGGCUUUACUUGUGGUGUGACCAUGUUCAUUAUAAUCUCAAAGGAGAAAAAAAACCUUGUAAAAAAAGCAAAAACAAAACAAACAAAAAAAACAAUCUUAUUCCGAGCAUUCCAGUAACUUUUUUUGUGUAUGUACUUAGCUGUACUAUAAGUAGUUGGUUUGUAUGAGAUGGUUAAAAAAGGCCAAAGAUAAGAGGUUUCUUUUUUCCUUUUUUUUUUUUGUCUAUGAAGUUGCUGUUUAUUUUUUUUUCUUUUUGGCCUGUUUGAUGUAUGUGUGAAAAAAACAUGUUGUCCAACAAUAAACAGGAAUUUUAUUUUGCUGAGUUGUUCUAACAAA
Messenger RNA from Sorex fumeus (smoky shrew), 1135 nucleotides. It is a transcript of the gene PTMA, whose product is annotated as prothymosin alpha. Gene Ontology annotation, cellular component: nucleus. The transcript is spliced from 5 exons. Lineage: Eukaryota; Metazoa; Chordata; Mammalia; Eulipotyphla; Soricidae. Gene Ontology annotation, biological process: positive regulation of transcription by RNA polymerase II; negative regulation of apoptotic process. Bases 101 to 433 code for a protein of 110 amino acids. The record is from RefSeq and is a predicted model, not a curated record. Gene Ontology annotation, molecular function: histone binding.